GACGAGCAAGACGAUGAAUGGGAUGAGGAUUGUGGGAGUUGCCCAAGAAACGGAUUCGAAGUGGAGGACGAAGCCGAGGAUGAGACAGGUGAGUUUUACCAGGACGAUUGGAAUGAGUUUGAGGGAGAGGAUGACUACGAAGAAGACGAGUGGGAAUCCAGCUACAGCUCUAGCGAAGUUGAUGACAGCCUGCGGCUGUGGCCAGAUCCCUUUGACCAGGGGACGGAGGCCUCAAGCGCCCCCAGUCCAACGCCCAGCGUUGCGGCAGAGCAGGUAGUUGGCACUGUGCAGUGGGCCGAGACAUCGUUGUCUGUGGGCCUGAAGGUAGUGUGCUUCUCGCGACCUCCAGACAACCUCGAGGCGUCUUCUGAGCAGGGUGAGGGUGAGCUUCAGCCCAUCACAAGUGCUGCUUCUCCGGCAUUGCCUGAGCGAGGAAAUCUUUCUGGAGAUUUCCGGAGCUGCCCGGCCUCGUACUGGGCGCGGAACGGGGAUAGACACUUGCCGGUGAUCUCCCGUCCAGCCUCGCCAGAGUUCCCGAGCCUUGUGCGGUCCAGAGUGCCGAGCCAGAGCCAGCCGGCGCUCCAGAGCCUUCCGCUGGUGAAGGCCAGCCACAGCAGCGAGAUGAGCCCGCAGAAGCCCUCUCUGGCUGCGAGCUGCCCGCAGCUGCCAGGCACCAAGGCGCGGAUGCGCCGGGAGCAGGAGGAGAAUAAUUUCUUGUCGCGUCAGCAGCAGCACAGUGGCCUGCAGUCACGGAGGCAGAGGUCGAUGAUGCAGCGGGACAUCUUGCGCAAGAGCCAGGCCGCCGAGGAUGUGGAGUUUCUGGGCUCCAAGGGCAAGGAGGGGUUCCGAACCUUCCUGCUGAAGAAGUUCGGGACCAUCAUCAGCGGCUGGCGGGCACUGGACGCGGAUAACUCGGGGCGCCUGGGCUUCGUGGAGUUCUGCCAGGCAUGUCGCGUCGUGGGCUUCCAUGGCAACUUCAAGAAGCUUUGGGCAGAGCUGGAUGUGCGGGGCGGCAUGGUGUGCCUGGCGGACGUGGAUCCGGAGGUGAGCCGAUACCUGAGCGCUUUCAAGAAGGCGUUGGUGAAGAAGUAUGGGGACCUCAUCACCGCCUGGUUCCAGUGUAUCGACGUGCACCGGGACGGGCAAGUGCAGGUCCCGAGGCCCCGGGCCGUGUGCCCCACGCCCGCACAGCCCGCGCAGGGGAAGCCGCCCAUGUUCGGCGACUACGAGGCCCAGCGGCACUGGAUGGAGCUGACCACAGCUUUGCCGGUGCAGCAGUGGUACGAGCCGGGGUUGGACAACGACCUGCAGUACUGGGGGCUGGACUAUCCGCCCCUGACAGCCUUUCACUCAUGGCUGCUCGGGAUGAUUGGGCGACUGGUGGAUCCCGCCUGCUUUGAGCUCCACAGCAGCCGAGGGUACGAGGGCGUAAGAUGCAAGGUUUUCAUGCGGCUCUCCGUGGUGGUGUCGGACCUCUUGGUCUACUUGCCAGGUGCGCUGCUGGCCUCGCGCAGCUUCGGGCGACAUGGGCCGAAGCGGCUGGCGCUGCUGUGGCUGCUGCCGCCCUUACUCAUCAUCGACCACGGGCACUUCCAGUACAACGGCGUGUGCUUCGGCCUUUGCCUCCUUGGUGCCAGCUUCGUGGCCCGCAGAGAUGUGGUGCUGGCCAGUGUCUUUUUUACCGCCGCAUUGCUCUUCAAGCAGAUCGCGCUAUACUACGCCCCUGCUUUCUUCUUUGGCAUCCUGGGCCUUUGCCUCCAGCGCGGGGCCAAGGGCGCCGUCCUGGGGGUGGCGAAAGCGGGGGCCACGGUGCUGGGUAUGGCGGGGCUGCUGCUGUCGCCCUGGCUGCUGGGACCGCGACCAGUGCAGGCAGUGCUCCAAGUGUUGCACCGGAUGUUCCCCUUCGCACGAGGCCUCUACGAGGACAAGGUCGCCAACUUUUGGUGUUCCAUUUCGGUUGUUGUGAAGAUCCAGCGGCUGCUGCCGGCGCAUUUGGUGCCGCCGCUCUGCGCGCUCUGCACGCUGCUGGCGUUGCUGCCCUCGGCGCUGUGCACGCUGAGACGCAGCGCCGGCGCAGGCACCUUCGGUGCGGCGCUCUUCUGCUCGUCGCUGUCCUUCUUCCUCUUCGCCUUCCAGGUCCAUGAGAAGGGUGUGCUCUUCCCGGCUGUAGCCUGCUGCCUGCUGCCUCGUCGCAGCCGGGACUGGCUGCUUGUGCUGCACUUCCAGAUGGUGAGCCUCUUCUCCAUGUAUCCGCUGAUGGUCAAGGAUCAGCUGUGGCUCGCCUACUUCGGCACGCAGCUCUGCCUGCUGCUCCUUGUGGGAAAGGGCCACCGUGCCUUGGUCUUGCUGUGGGUGCUGGUGGCGGGUUUGCUGCACGGGCUCCAUGCCUGGGUGCCGCCGCCGGCGAAGUAUCCGGACCUGUGGACAUUGCUGAUCACCGGCGCCAGCUGCGGUUAUUUCCUUUGCGCCCUUCUGGGUGCGACCGUGGCACAGCUGCGCGGGGCCUUCGAUGAAUCGAAAGACGAGAGCCUGGCUUUCGCCGAGUGGUGCAACUGCUGCGGCCUCAGUAGGUUGGGCCUCGACCUGAAUCCUUCGAAGCUCUUCAACAUGCUCAGAAGUCCUUCCUCCAAGGCGCUGACCUUGCUGGACUUUGAUCCGGAAGCUUGGAAGAAGCACAUGGCUGGGGAGGGGCCGGAGGGGCCGGAGGGGCCGGCGGUGGCCAGUUCGCCCAAAGAGGAGAAGAAGGAGAAGGCGGCGGCCUUCCGGCAGGCGCUGAGCCGGCGCUUCGGCUCGCUCUUGCACGCCUGGCGGGAGGAGCUGGAUCCGGAUGGCGCGGGGCGCGUCACCUUCGGCGAGUUCUGCCUGGUGCUGAGCCGCCUUGGCCUCCGCGGGGAAGUGAGGAGCCUGUGGACGGAGCUCACGAAGAAGGACGAGACGGGCUUCCUUUCCUUCAGGGACUUGGAUCCCCAGACGGACCAGAUGGUGUCAGAGCUCCGGGAAAAGCUGACUCAGGAGUUUCAGAACAUGCUCUUGGCGUGGAUCAAGGGUUUAGAUACCCGCGGCACCGGCCUUGUGAGCGAGAAGCAGUUCCUGCGCUGCUGCCAGAAGGUGGGCUUCACUGGUGAUGCGAAGGACCUGUUCCAUCGCUUGAAGCCAGAUGCAGGCCGCAGCUUGAUGACCAUCCAAGACUUUGACACCAAGGCCUUCCAUGCUCUCAGCCGUGGGGACUUCCGGAUGCUCAGCGAGCCGGCGCAAGGCUACCACGGGAAGUCGCCCCUCGAAUUAACGUUCCACGAGCGCAACGAGGCGGGUUUCUUCUACCAGGCUCGGCGUGCCGCGGAUGCGGCGAGGCGCAAGGAGUUCGCCAAGGCCUGCCGCACCGCGCAGCCGGCCUUCUGCAUCAACACCAUCGAGGACUUCGAGGACCUGUGCAUCAGAAAGCAUGGCUCCCUGAUCGCCGCCUGGCGACAAUGCCUGGACGCGCACGCCAACGGGAAGCCAGGGCCGCAGCGCCCGAGGACCACUCCCUAA
Messenger RNA from Effrenium voratum, 3531 nucleotides. The record is from the annotation of a GenBank genome assembly. NCBI's taxonomy places the organism in Eukaryota, Dinophyceae, Suessiales, Symbiodiniaceae.